AUGAAUCUGAUUGUGGUUUCUGAUGUGCUCUGUGUUACAGUGGUACAGAGUCAGAAUGACUGGGGAGUGACUUACACUUCUACUCAGAUCUGUGCCUUAAAAGGAUCAACAGUGGACAUAAACUACAGAUACCCAUCCUGGACAAAGGACAUUUAUACUACAGUUGAGAGAACAUUCUGGUUCACUAAAGUGAGUAAUACUGAACCUGUGGAUCUGAGAACAGACUCAGAGUACGCAGGUCGUGUUCAGUAUCACUAUGAUAAGAACGACUGCACCCUGAGAAUCACAGACCUGAGAGAGAGCGACUCAGCUGAGUACAAGUUCACGUUCAUAACAAACCAACCAGGAGGGAGAUUUACUGGUUCACCUGGAGUCACUUUGACUGUCACAGAUUAUACAGAUCUCCAGGUGCAGGUGAGCAGAUCAAGACUCUAUCCUACCUGGAGAGAGCUGACGUGUCACAGCAGUUGUCGUCUACCUGAUCGUUCUUCCUUCAUCUGGUACAAGAAUGGACAGAAAAUUCAGGAUGUAACAUCUUCUACUUAUAAAAAGUACUUUUCUCCUGCAGACAGCUAUUCCUGUGCUGUAAAAGGAUUUGAGCAUCAUCCUGCUCCUUCAGUGUGUAUCUUUCCUGAGUCCUGCCACAGAGUGAUUUACACUGACAGAAGCAUCUGUGCCUUCAGAGGCUCAUCAGUGGACAUUUCCUGCUUAUACAGCAGUUAUGAAUAUAUCACAUCAACAUUCUGGUUCAGUCCUGAACGUAGUCAUCAGUGGCAGAAUCCCUCACUGCCUGAGGACCUUAGUGAAGACUCCCAGUAUGCAGGUCGUGUUCAGCUCCUUAAAACAGAGGGAGGACGCUCCACUCUGAGAAUCUCUGACCUGAGAGAGAGCGAUUCAGCCCAGUAUCACUUCACAUUCAAAACACAAAGCUUUGAAUGGAGGAGUAGUUUACCUGGAACAACUCUGACUGUCACAGCUCUCCAGGUGCAGGUGAUCACAAUAACAGUCCAUCAGUCUUAUACCGAGGCAAAGCUGAAAUGUCUCAGCAGCUGCAGUCCAGCAGGUCGUAUUUCUUACGUCUGGUUCAAGAACGGACAGAAAGUUAUGAAGGAGGAAACUUCUCUUUAUUCAGGGCAGUUUGAUCCUGGUGACAACGUCUCCUGUGCUUUGAAAGGACAUGAGGAUUACCGCUCUCCUUCAGUGUGUGAGUUUACCUAAAUAUGUCACUAACACAAUGUCAAAAUGUAUCCAAGGUAACAGACAGUUGAUUUUAAUAUGAGCAGGGACAAGGAAAUCAACUUUCACUCCUCACUUUGUGUCUAACAUUUGCUUCUUACAUUGUGUCAGUUAAUUAACUGUUGACCAACUAUGUUUUCUCCUCCAGAUGCUCCAAAGCUUCCCUCUGUGUCAGUGAGUCCCUC
This is a messenger RNA of Thunnus maccoyii (southern bluefin tuna), 1421 nucleotides long. RefSeq lists its product as uncharacterized. The transcript is spliced from 4 exons. Bases 1 to 1218 code for a protein of 405 amino acids. The record is from RefSeq and is a predicted model, not a curated record. Lineage: Eukaryota; Metazoa; Chordata; Actinopteri; Scombriformes; Scombridae.